AUGACGUCACACUCGCACAUGGAAAUGUCACAGCUGCCAUCUUGGAAUUUCAUAGCUUCAUCGGUAUUUACUUACCUUAAAAGCAAUCCAAAAAUUCUUGAUAAAAUAAUUUUGAGUUUAAGUACCCAAAAAAUUCAAUAUCUGUUACAUAUUCAAGAGAUACGAUGGAACAGCGAGAAAUCUUCGCGCAGUGUACAGGGCAGUAGAUAUGAUAUCCAGAAGCGUCAACAACUUGCAUCUAUCAAAAUACAGAGCCAAUAUUUUUCAAGAGAAAGCAGACACUCGGGUCAUAAAAAGCUGCUUUUUGAUGCUUCUGACGUUUUGGCAAACACGUUCCUAGUCGAUUGGUUUUCGUUGUACCUUCCAUGCAACAACAACAUGAAUCUGUAUGAAUAUAACGCCGACGGUAGCCAGACGUUCUCCGGUCCUGUUGACAAGGGAAGCACCGUGUCUGCCGAAGCAGCUUUCCUCUGUGAAACGUUAAUGGUAAGAAACCUACCGAAAGAUGGCAGGUAUCCAAAGGGUGUGGGACAUCCAGAGAGAGCUGUCCACAAUGUUCUUUCAAUUCCCGUAGUCUUACCUUCAGGUGAAAUGCUUUGUGUAAUAGAACUUUGCAGGAAUAGAUUAAAGAAACCAUUUACUAAACAUGACAUUGUAAUUGCCAACUGGUUUCUUGGAUGGAUGAGUUGUUCUUUGCAUCAAGCAUCUAAAAACAAAGUACUUGACAUCCAUUCAAAACUUAACGAUUUACUCUUGGGGUGUACUAACGAAGAACAGUCCAACACCCACGGUAAGGUGUCCAUUGACCACCUUGUUGAAAAAAUCUUACUAUUCGGCAAAACACUGGUGCAUGCUGACAGGUGUGCGAUGUUUUUGGUCAAUGAGGACCACGAUCAGUUGUAUGCAGAUCAUUUUUACGAAUAUUUCCCCGAGGGAGGCAAACGCGUGUUUCACUCUGCAAAACGAGUUCGCUUUUCGCACAAACGUGGAAUUGCCGGUCACGUGUACACUAAUGGCAAAACUGUCAACAUUUCCAACGUUUAUGAUGAUGACCGUUUUGACCCAGAAGUUGACGAAAUAACCGGUUAUCACAUGAAGAAUAUGAUUUGCACGCCAAUCAUUAACAGACGUGACGUAGUGGGAAUAAUUGCAAUCAUCAACAGUCUUGAAAAAGAUCAUUUUACAAACGCAGACAUAAACACUUUAAAGCAUUAUGUACGUUAUUGUGCAGUGGUCUUACAUAAUUCCAGGAUACAAAACGAGCUUCGUGUAUCUAAAAAACAGUGCAACGUGACUUUGAAAAUAUUUCAGUAUCAUAUUGUCAUGUCGGGAGGUGAACCUACUGUAGCGAAUAUAAAGAAGCUACCUAAUAAGAUUCCACGUUCAAUUUUUGACUAUGACUUCAAACCAUAUCUAUAUGAAAGGCAGUUACCACAGUUAUUCUGUUUUAUGGUGAUUGAUAUAUUUGGAACAGAAACCUUUGAAGUUGCUAAGAUUAGCAGGUUUGUUCACACUGUCAUGCAAAACUACAAACCAUUGGCCUAUCAUAAUUGGAUGCACGGGUUCCAGGUGGCGCAUGCUAUAUACUGUAUGAUCAAAACAAAUGGAGAUAUUUUCACAACACAAGAAGCAAUGGCUCUGCUUAUUGCUGGAGUUUGUCACGACAUAGACCACCGUGCCUAUGGCAGUGUGUUCAGUGAAGACCCCGAUCUAACCCUGGCGGACCUGUACGGGACAUCGGUGAUGACGGAGUAUAGCUAUGACUUUACUGUCACAAUUCUGCAGUUAGAAGGUCAUGAUAUAUUUUCAUUUCUUCCUCCAUACGAGUACAGGGAUAUGUUACUGAUGAUUAGCGAAGCGAUUACUGCCUCAGAUUUGUCUCAUUACUAUAACAACCAAACACGGAUAUUGCAAAUGAUGAAAAACAGAACGUUUGACAUCAAUAAUGACCAGUGUAGGAGAGUGCUCAAGGCGCUAAUGAUGACGGCAGCCGACCUGUCUUCAGCUGCUAUGCAGUGGGAUACACAGGAAGAUUUGGUGACUCGCAUUUGUGAUGAAUUUUCCAUGUACAAACAAACAAAAAGGAGAUAUUCUUUGAAAGCUAUAGACCUGAAUUACGAAGAUAAAAGUCCUCAAGAACAAGUUGAUUUUCUCCUGCUCAUAUGUAAGCCGCUGUACACUACAGUGGUAAAUAUUCUUCCGGGCACUAAACCUUUAUUGGAAGGCACUAUGUCAAAUUUGGCAAAUUGGCAGAAAGUUGCGGACGAGAAGGAGAGGCAGAGAAUGUUGGAUGAAAGCAUUGUUUUCUUUGACUGA
Molecule: messenger RNA, 2316 nt
Organism: Gigantopelta aegis
Lineage: Eukaryota; Metazoa; Mollusca; Gastropoda; Neomphalida; Peltospiridae
Product: cAMP and cAMP-inhibited cGMP 3',5'-cyclic phosphodiesterase 10A-like
Exons: 1
Coding region: 1-2316 (771 amino acids)
Biological process (GO): negative regulation of receptor guanylyl cyclase signaling pathway; signal transduction
Molecular function (GO): 3',5'-cGMP-stimulated cyclic-nucleotide phosphodiesterase activity; protein binding
Source: RefSeq, a predicted model, not a curated record